Magallana angulata is the source of this 2956-nucleotide messenger RNA. RefSeq lists its product as uncharacterized. Bases 29 to 2812 code for a protein of 927 amino acids. Gene Ontology annotation, biological process: SCF-dependent proteasomal ubiquitin-dependent protein catabolic process. The transcript has 25 exons. The record is from RefSeq and is a predicted model, not a curated record. Gene Ontology annotation, cellular component: SCF ubiquitin ligase complex. Gene Ontology annotation, molecular function: protein binding. Lineage: Eukaryota; Metazoa; Mollusca; Bivalvia; Ostreida; Ostreidae.
CGGAAGUUCUGCUUCCAAAUAAACAAAGAUGGAAUCUGGGCAGAGUGUGGAUGACAUGUUGGUGUGUUUGAUGUAUUUACAGAGUGUGGAUGACAUGUUGGUGUGUUUGAUGUCCAUGGGAUUCAGUUUUGAAGACGGACAGGAAGCAGUACAGAACGGACACCUUUCUGUUGAGAGAGCCGUGGAAUGGAUCCUUGCUGGCAAGCCUGGACAAACAAGCUCUGCUGGUGGACCGAGGCUUCAGUUACGGGCUGCAAAGCCAACGUUAGAAAACGACUCUAAUCCCUUUGUGAAUCCUCCUGUCCCCCUGACAACCGUGCCAGACUCUGCAUCCAGAUCAACCAAUCAAAAUACAGCUGCUGUUUCAACCGACCAAUCAAAACCUUCCAAAUCCCAUAGAUCAGACUCUGAUGAUAACCAAUCAGAGACCGUGAUAAGUAGGCUACAUUUGAGUGACAAGCAGAAGUGUGUCAGGGAUGACUUUGAAGCCAAACGCCGGAAGGAGGCUAGAGAUGAUGCGCUUAAAGAGAAGCAAAGGCGCAAACGUGAUCAUGAGAGAGUUCUAAAGGAAAUCGCUGAGGACAGGGAGAAGAAGAAGAUGACCAACCAGACCCCGGAGACGGUGACCAAGGACACCCUGGGGCCUGUAGCUGGUCCCUCAGCUGGCUCCCACCCCAAACAAACACCUGACAGGUGUCAGCUACAGAUCCGACUUCUGAGAGGAGACGUAGUAAAACAAUCGUACCCAGCAUCGGAACCAUUCAUAACUGUGUGGGAGUCGGUCACCAAACUGUGUCACUCCAGUGAUAUCGUGCUGAUACAGCCUUUUCCCCACCGAGAAUUCACGGCGGGGGAUUCCAAGUCCUCCCUUCUGGACCUACAGCUCACCCCAUCUGCGUCCCUGAUGGUGAAGAGGAAGGACGUCCCUCCCACACAUGGCCAAGACCAACAAUUACCUGCAGUAUCUUUACCAAGAUCAUUGGGUCAAGGUCAGCAUGCAUCGGGUCAAGGUCUAUUACAUUCUCCAUUAUCAAUACCACCUGUAGCAGCAGCAGAAAGGCAUGAUGAGGACAUGGUUGAAGAUGACGACAGUGACCGCGAGGAAGAGGAGGGACAUCCCUUUCACCAAGGAAUGCCCCCGGGAUUCCCCCCAGGGUUCGGGGGACUAGGUGGUCUAGGGGGACUACCCAUGAUGCCAGGGAUGCAUUUAGGGGGAGCUGGAAUGAAUCAGAACCAGGCGUUUGAGGGGGUAGGUCAACGGUUGGGGUACCCCCAUGAUGAGGAUGCCCAUCACAAUGUCCCUGCAGCUCAGUUAGCGGCUGAGAAGGCUCGUGAGAGAUUCGCCAGACCAGCUCCAGUCCCUGAGAGACAGGAAGUUCAGUUACCAGUAACCUUGACCUAUGAUGUAAACUCCUUGACCCAGCUGUGCAUGAACCACAUCGCCCAGCGGCUGACCCAGCAUGACCCCCGUCACCCUCUGUUGUCUCUCUCCGGGAUUUCUGAGGAUGUCGCACAAAAGAUCCUAACCUACCUGCUGAAGGAAAAACUACUCAAGCCUAAAGUCCUAAAUACAUUUAUUCCAUGUUUCUUAAGGAAGUUGAUCUUGGACUGUUACCCUUAUGCAACCAAUGAACUGCUUCAUGCUGUAAGGUAUCACUGCCAGCUACAGACACUUAGUUUGAAUUCAUGCUCCUUGAUAACCGAUGCUGGAUUGUUAGAGUUGACAAGUUUAAAAAAGCUGAAACACCUUAACCUCAGUGGAUGUCGACAACUCACCGACAAAUGUCUGGAGAUUGUAAAAGAGAUGCCGGGCCUGGUCUCUCUUAAUCUGGAUGGAACCGGAGUGACAGAGUCCGGAUUUAUCGGGAUAAUUCCAAGUCUUCCCGCCAGUCUACAAGUCCUGAAUCUGAACAGAAUGAACAUCACAGAGAAACUACUGACCCACCUUAAAGAUUUAGAGAACUUGAAGGUUCUGUGCCUGGAACACACAAAGAUUUGUGGGUUAUCUGGAGUAGAACAACUGAAGAGUUUGGAGACACUUGAUGUGUCACAGACAGACAUAGUAUCCGAGUCACUGCUGUGUAUGGGAGACAAUCUUUCGUGUCUGGGUAUAGCUAACACAGAGAGAGUGAAUGGAGACUUGGCCCUACAGUAUAUACAGAACAAUCUUACGUGCCUGGGUAUAGCUAACACAGAGAGAGUGAAUGGAGACUUGGCCCUACAGUAUAUACAGAGAUUGUCUCUGCGAUCCCUGAGCCUUCCAAGUAGACUUACCACCACAGACACUGGACUUCAGUUCAUCAGUCACAUGCCUUUAACCGAACUUGAUCUCACCAACUUCAUCAAUGUGGGGGACGACGGGAUGCAGUAUAUAGGGAAAAUAAAAACGUUGAGGAAACUUCUGCUUAGCAAUACCAAAAUAACCGAUGCUGGGAUGAAUGAACUAAAAGAUUUGAAAGAUUUACAGAUUCUUUAUCUGGACAGAACUUUAGUUACAGAUGUUUGUUCUGAAGUCAUUAAAUGUUUCCAAGGCCUUGUUGAGCUUAGUCUUGCAAGCACAGGCAUAACUAGUCAGUUUUUGUGUAAUGGUGCUCUGAACAGCUGCCACGACUUGUCAAAACUUAACCUGUGUAGGACACUUGUUUCUAACAGAGGAGUAUUGAGCCUGCAAUCUGACAGUCUCACUCUAAUUAACCUGGACGGGACGCGUGUAAAGCCCACUGUAGUAGAGACCCUACAGACUCAGUGUCCAAACCUCCGGAAAGUAACGACCGCCAACAUUAUACCUGUAAACUCUGACGACGAGGGGUGAAGUGUCCCUUUGUAUGAAAUAUCCCUUUAUGAGUGAUCAGGGACGUCAGGGCAGUCAACUCCAACGAUUAAUGAUCAAAAUUCUCUCUUUGAGUGCCCAAGCACAUACAAUCAGUCGGAAGAAUAUAAAAAUUUUCUGAUCACC